AGGAUGCACAAAGAUAAGGAGAAAAAGUAUUGCGAAAAAUAUAUUACUGAAAUGUGUUAAUAAAGUGCCAAGUUGGCAUUUUCCUUUUUUUGUUUUAUUUUCAAAUAAAUCUCAACAAAUGUGCAGAGAAAAAAUGAAUGGUAUUAUACUUAAAUAAAAAAAAAAAAAAAACACGAAACAGUGCUGCUCAGCUUUGCUACUUCACCCCUCCACCCCGCGUUUAUGUUAAAAUGAAAAAUUUCAAAUUGAAUGCCCUUUCCGUGCCAUAAACAUUUUGUAGACGACCUUGAAUACAUCAAGAGCAAAAAUAUAGCCGAAAUAUUUGAGGGACUCCUUGGAUACGUUUAUUUCGAAAAGCCGCAAAACGUGGUGGAGUCAUUGAUUGGAGAGUUGAAAAAAUUAGAAAAGAAGAAUAACGUGAAAAAAGUGUUCGAUGCGGAAGAUAUAAAGGCAGUGUACAACUUUUUAAAUUUACAAAAUGAGAAAUGUAUAUCUAGGGAAAAGUGCAUUCUAGGCCUGAGCCAAUUCGUGCUGAACAACAAACAGAGGGAGUUUAUGGAAAGUGCAAAAAUCUCCAGCGAUGUCGACCUAGAAGUGUUCACUUCCUACGCUGAAAAAAUCAUUAAUAUGUAAAAAAAGGCGGAGUUGCCGAAGAGGGAGCGCUUUAAAGAAGUGGCAAAAUACGUUUCAUCUGCUCGGAAGACAUUUCUUUGGUUUGAAAAAGGUUCACUCGAUUGAUAGCCCCCCCGAAAGGCGCAGCUUUUGCCAUUGCGAUUUAUUUGAACGUGUAUGUUUUUAAUUUUAUCCCUAUCUGCGAUUUAGCUGCGACUUAUGUGCGCCUUUUCUGCCUUUACGCUAUACCUCUUGUAAACUCUGCAACAUGGGAAGAGAGCAAUAGUGCGGCACUAAACGAGGUACACGCAUUUUUAAACAUAUCGGUUGAGUGCACGACAAGCAACUUUGUCCACGCGGUGAAAAAUUAAGUCUACUUCGCGAGGGUGACAUUUGUACCCUCAUCAGGGUAGGCGACAUAUGGGAACGAAAUGGCAGCACUUGCAAAAGGUUUAACCUUAAUGA
Molecule: messenger RNA, 1077 nt
Organism: Plasmodium vivax (malaria parasite P. vivax)
Lineage: Eukaryota; Apicomplexa; Aconoidasida; Haemosporida; Plasmodiidae
Exons: 5
Coding region: 250-633 (127 amino acids)
Source: RefSeq, a predicted model, not a curated record